Molecule: messenger RNA, 1091 nt
Organism: Morus notabilis
Lineage: Eukaryota; Viridiplantae; Streptophyta; Magnoliopsida; Rosales; Moraceae
Product: probable pyridoxal 5'-phosphate synthase subunit PDX1
Exons: 1
Coding region: 68-1000 (310 amino acids)
Biological process (GO): amino acid metabolic process; pyridoxal 5'-phosphate biosynthetic process; pyridoxine biosynthetic process
Molecular function (GO): amine-lyase activity
Source: RefSeq, a predicted model, not a curated record
UCUCUCUCUCUCUUAUCUCUGUAAUUGCCAUUUUCAUCUUUUCCUUCUUCAUCUUUCUCUCUCCCAAAUGGCCGACACCGGAGUAGUCACCGUCUACGGCAACGGCGCCAUAUACGAGACGGCGAAGAAGUCCCCAUUCUCGGUGAAGGUGGGCCUGGCCCAGAUGCUCCGCGGCGGCGUCAUAAUGGACGUGGUCAACGCCGAGCAGGCCCGCGUGGCGGAGGAGGCCGGGGCAUGCGCCGUCAUGGCCCUGGAGCGCGUCCCGGCCGACAUCCGGGCCCAAGGCGGCGUGGCCCGCAUGAGCGACCCACAGCUGAUCAAGGAAAUCAAGCAGGCCGUGACCAUCCCCGUCAUGGCCAAGGCCCGCAUCGGCCACUUCGUGGAGGCCCAGAUCCUCGAGGCCAUCGGCAUCGACUACGUCGACGAGAGCGAGGUCCUGACCGUCGCCGACGAGGAGAACCACAUCAACAAGCACAACUUCCGGAUCCCCUUCGUCUGCGGCUGCCGCAACCUCGGCGAGGCCCUCCGCCGCAUCCGCGAGGGCGCUGCCAUGAUUCGCACCAAGGGCGAGGCCGGCACCGGCAACGUCAUCGAGGCCGUGCGCCACGUCAGGUCCGUCAUGGGCGACAUCAGAGUCCUCCGGAACAUGGACGACGACGAGGUCUUCUCCUUCGCCAAGAAGAUUGCCGCCCCCUACGACCUCGUCAUGCAGACCAAGCAGCUCGGAAGGCUCCCCGUCGUCCAGUUCGCCGCCGGAGGAGUCGCCACGCCGGCCGAUGCCGCGCUGAUGAUGCAGCUCGGCUGCGACGGCGUCUUCGUCGGCUCGGGGGUUUUCAAGAGCGGCGACCCGGCACGGCGGGCCAGGGCCAUCGUCCAGGCCGUCACGCACUACAGCGACCCAGAUGUUCUCGCUGACGUCAGCUGUGGAUUGGGAGAAGCCAUGGUUGGCAUCAAUCUCAACGACGAGAAGGUCGAGAGGUAUGCCAAUCGCUCCGAGUGAGCAAAGAUGAUGGGGAAGGGAAUGAAGUUUAAUGGCGAAUUUAUAUUGGUGAGGCCCGAGAGGAAAAGGGUCUGGAAGGGAAAAAAGAUUA